CCACCACCACCACUACCACCAUCACCAUUACCACUACCGAAGAGUCUACUUGGCAUUGUGGACCGACGGUUUUCGCCUCUGGGGAAAAGGUUGGGGAUCUCCGUUAACUUCUGUCCCAUAAUACCAGGUUCCACAUCAACAUGAGUUGCUGGGAUCCCUCCUCCUUCCUUUCCCCUGCCCUGCGGUUGGCUGUCAUCAUGGCGAUACUCCUCCUCAAGGUUGACCCCUCAUGUGCUGGAACACCCCCCGAGCCAAGCGUGGAUGGCUCCGUUUCUGCGGUGUCUACCAACCGCAGCUUGUGUGGAGAGGCCGAGAUGUGCUCCAAAGGGGUAAUUCUCCCAGUGUGGGAGCCUCAGAAUCCGUCAUUUGGGGACAAAGUAGCCCGAGCAACAGUUUACUUCGUUGCCCUGGUUUACAUGUUCCUGGGAGUUUCAAUCAUUGCGGACCGCUUUAUGGCAUCAAUCGAGGUCAUCACCUCGCAGGAGAAGGAGAUCACCAUCAAGAAGCCCAAUGGGGAAACCACUACCACCACCGUCCGCAUUUGGAAUGAGACUGUUUCCAACCUCACUCUCAUGGCGUUGGGCUCCUCUGCACCAGAGAUCCUGCUCUCUGUCAUUGAGGUCAUUGGCCAUGGGUUUGAUGCUGGUGCCCUGGGCCCCUCCACCAUUGUGGGGUCUGCAGCCUUCAACAUGUUUGUCAUCAUUGGCAUCUGUGUCUAUGUCGUGCCGGACGGUGAGACAAGGAAGGUCAAGCACUUGCGUGUCUUCUUCGUCACGGCCACCUGGAGUAUCUUUGCUUACAUUUGGCUCUACCUGAUCCUAGCUGUGAUCUCACCAGGUGUGGUGCAGGUGUGGGAGGGACUUCUCACACUCUUCUUCUUCCCCAUCUGUGUGUUGUUUGCCUGGGUGGCCGAUCGGCGUCUGCUCUUCUACAAGUAUGUGUACAAGCGUUACCGGGCUGGCAAGCAGCGCGGCAUGAUCAUUGAGACGGAAGGAGAUCGGCCACUUCCCUCCAAGGUGGACAUCGAGAUGGAUGGGAAGAUGCUGAACUCUCAUGGUGUUGACUUCUUGGAUGGUCCUUUGGGCUUGGAGCUCGAUGAGAAGGAUCUUGAUGAGGAGGAGACCAGAAGAGACAUGGCCAAGAUCCUGAAGGAGCUCAAACAAAAACACCCUGAUAAAGAGGUGGAGCAGCUUAUAGAGCUAGCCAAUUACCAGGUCCUGAGCCAGCAGCAGAAGAGCCGGGCCUUUUACCGUUGCCAGGCAACACGGCUGAUGACGGGCGCGGGCAACAUUUUGAAGAAGCAUGCCGCCGACCAGGCACGCAAGGCAGUUAGUAUGCAUGAGGUCCGCUCCGACACCGGCGACAAUGACCCCAUCUCCAAAAUCUUCUUCGAUCCCGGCUCCUACCAGUGUUUAGAGAAUUGCGGCACUGUGGCAGUGAACGUGGUGCGCCGGGGGGGCGACCUGACCAAGACAGUUUCUGUAGAGUUCCGGACAGAGGAUGGCACAGCCAACGCCGGCUCGGACUACGAGUUCACUGAAGGCGUGGUAGUGUUCAAGCCCGGCGAGACAGUGAAGGAGAUCCGUGUGGGCAUUAUUGAUGACGACAUCUUUGAGGAGGAUGAGAACUUCCUGAUUCACCUGUCCAACGUCAAGGUGCUGGCAGCAGACGGGGAGGAGCCCGAGGAAGGCGACUCGGCCAAUCACGUGGACUCAGUAGCCUGCAUUGGCUUGCCCUCCACAGCGACGGUCACCAUCUUCGACGACGACCAUGCUGGUAUCUUUACGUUCGAGGAGCCCGUGUGCCAUGUGAGUGAGAGCGUGGGAAACAUGGAGGUAAAGGUGCUGAGGACGUCAGGAGCUCGAGGCGUUGUCAUGCUGCCCUACAAGACAGUGGAGGGGACGGCCAGAGGUGGCGGAGAAGACUUUGAGGACACGCAUGGCGUUCUGGAAUUCCAAAAUGAUGAGAUAUUUAAAACCAUCAAGGUGCGAAUCAUCGACGACGAGGAGUACGAGAAGAACAAAACGUUCUACCUGGAGAUCGGGGAGCCUCGCCUGGUGGAGACUAACGACAGCAAAGGAGAGGAGGAAGACGGCCAGAAAGGGAAGGAGGAGGAGGAAGAAGAGGCUCUUACUGGGAAAGAUGAGGAAGAGCGUCGCAUUGCCGAGAUGGGCCGUCCAAUGCUAGGAGACCACGUCAAGCUAGAGGUCAUCAUAGAGGAGUCCUAUGAGUUCAAGAACACUGUGGACAAGCUGAUAAAGAAGACCAACCUGGCCCUGCUGGUGGGAACCAACAGCUGGAGAGAUCAGUUCAUUGAGGCCAUCACUGUGAGCGCAGGUGAGGAUGAUGAUGAUGAAGAGUGUGGGGAAGAGAAGCUGCCCUCUUGUUUCGACUACGUCAUGCACUUUCUCACCGUGUUCUGGAAAGUCCUGUUCGCGUUCGUCCCGCCGACAGAUUACUGGAACGGCUGGGCCUGCUUCAUCGUUUCCAUCUGCAUGAUUGGACUGCUCACCGCCUUCAUCGGGGACUUGGCAUGUCAUUUCGGCUGCACUGUUGGACUGAAGGACUCAGUCACUGCAGUGGUGUUUGUUGCACUCGGAACCUCAGUACCAGACACAUUUGCCAGUAAGGUCGCUGCUAUCCAGGAUCAGUACGCAGAUGCCUCCAUCGGAAAUGUGACAGGCUCCAAUGCUGUCAAUGUGUUUCUCGGAAUUGGGGUGGCGUGGUCCAUCGCUGCCAUCUACCACAACAGCCAGGGCCGUGAGUUCCACGUGGACCCGGGCACGCUUGCCUUCUCCGUCACACUUUUCACCAUCUUCGCCUUCAUCUGUGUCGCCACACUGAUGUACCGACGGCGGCCGGAGAUUGGCGGAGAGCUGGGUGGGCCGCGGACUGCCAAGGCCCUGACCACCAUGCUGUUUGUCAGCCUCUGGCUCCUCUACAUCCUUUUCUCAUCACUGGAGGCCUACUGCCAUGUCAGGGGCUUCUAA
Lampris incognitus (smalleye Pacific opah) is the source of this 2990-nucleotide messenger RNA. RefSeq names its product solute carrier family 8 member 1b (gene slc8a1b). The coding region runs from base 141 to 2990 and encodes 949 amino acids. The record is from RefSeq and is a predicted model, not a curated record. The transcript has 12 exons. NCBI's taxonomy places the organism in Eukaryota, Metazoa, Chordata, Actinopteri, Lampriformes, Lampridae. Gene Ontology annotation, biological process: sodium ion transmembrane transport; calcium ion import across plasma membrane; cell communication. Gene Ontology annotation, cellular component: sarcolemma; axon; postsynapse. Gene Ontology annotation, molecular function: calcium:sodium antiporter activity.